Molecule: messenger RNA, 636 nt
Organism: Soboliphyme baturini
Lineage: Eukaryota; Metazoa; Nematoda; Enoplea; Dioctophymatida; Soboliphymatidae
Source: the annotation of a GenBank genome assembly
AUGGCUCAUGCGAAAAAGAGACCUUUUUUCUGUCGUUUUUGCAACCGCGAUCUAUUUCUCGCAUCCGAAUUGCAUUUUCAAGGGCAUCUUCGCAUGCAGCAUAAGCAAGAGUAUGAAGUGGAUGCGGCAUAUGGACAGACUUUCGCACGACCGACGGCGCCUUCGCAAACGUACCCAAAGAGUACGACGACCGUUAAUGGUGAAGAAACCGAAGAGGAGGAGCCUGAUUGGGAUAACACCGAGACGGACAGAAUUCGCAAUACAACUGGCAUGGAUGGCGAUGAGCGUGCUUCUGCAAUAAAUGAAUUAAAAUGCACAAUUUGCGAAAAGAUGUACGUGAACGCAAUUUUGUUGAGAAGGCACUUGAGAGAAGACCACGGUGUUACAAACGAACCGCGAUUAAUGACUUUGACCCAAACCGCUGAGCCGACAGCAGUCGCUGCGUUCCGCUGUAGUUUAUGCGACAAAGGCUUCCGAAAGCAAGAGCACCUGGACAAACAUCGAAUUGUGCAUACGGAACAAGUUCCCUUCACCUGUCAGUAUUGCCCAAAGCGUUUCAGAUGGAAGGAGAACCUGAUCAAGCAUCUUAUGUGGCACAACGAACGAAUGCCAUUCAAGUGUUCGGCUUGUGAUCGA